Molecule: messenger RNA, 1542 nt
Organism: Verticillium alfalfae VaMs.102
Lineage: Eukaryota; Fungi; Ascomycota; Sordariomycetes; Glomerellales; Plectosphaerellaceae
Product: C6 zinc finger domain-containing protein
Exons: 2
Coding region: 1-1542 (513 amino acids)
Biological process (GO): positive regulation of transcription by RNA polymerase II
Cellular component (GO): nucleus
Molecular function (GO): transcription cis-regulatory region binding; DNA-binding transcription factor activity
Source: RefSeq, a predicted model, not a curated record
AUGUUGUCCCCGGAGAGAGACACAGCAGCCGGCGAUUCGCAACAUGUGUCUUCAAGCACUGCCCAGCACACCCACGUUCAGUUUGCCCCCCAGGCACUGACGCCCACGACGCCUUGGACAUCUCUCCAUGACCCCGUGCCGCAUCUUUCUGAGGCCUCGUCCACAUCGCCAGCCGAAACCUGGCGACUGGAUCACUUUGUGUCCGAACCAGGCUACCUCGAGUAUCAAGAGGAGCUUCGCUGCCUCAUCUUCAACACGGCCCAGACUGCCGCGCCCACCCGUGAAGGCACCCCCGAGCCUGGCACCACCCUUCCCGAGGCCCUUCCGUUGGUGCCCUCUUUUCCGAGCCCCUCAAAUGACGCUGCGAACCGCCGCCAGGCCGCUCAAACCCUGGCAUCGCCUCGGCGUUUAGAGUUCCUGAAGAAUUACGUUGCUGAGGUCGCUCCGUGGCUCGACAUGUUCGACAGCGACCGGGCCUUCGGCAUCCAGGUCCCAGUGCUUGCUCAGUCCUCACCUGCCCUUCUCUACGCCGUCCUGGCCCUCUCGGCUCGCCAACUGGAGCGCAAGGAAGGCAGACAGUCCUCUUUCGACAGUCUCGAACUCUACCAAGAGGCCAUCCGGUUGCUCACACCUCUAUUGCAGGUUCGUGAUCAAAAGAUUAUCCCCAUUUGCACAAUUCUCUGCUGUAUGGAGAUGAUGUCGGCGAGUGCCCAAGAUUGGAGGAAGCACCUCGAAGGCUGUGCUGCCUUGUUCGACUCAUUCAACGUUCACGGCUUCACCGGGGGUUUAUUGCAGGCUGUAUUUUGGUGUUAUGCAAGGAUGGAUCUCUGUGGUGCCCUCAUUUCGGAUGGAACGGAGAACACUCUUCUGCAACCUUCGAAAUGGCUUCCUAGUGGUGCUACACACUCUGAGGCUGUGGACCUGUUUCGCCAGUCCACUUCGCCGGACAUGUACGCCAACCAUGCCGUCUACCUCUGCGCCAAAGUAUGCGAGCUUGUCGCAGACCGCACACGCUUUUACGAGCUUGGCGACGACACCAGCGUCAACCCUGACGACCUGAACGACCGCUGGCUCCGUCUGUGGGAUGACCUUCAGUCAUGGAAUCUAAAUCGGCCGCCCGAAAUGCUCCCUGCUCAGACCAUCCAAAGCACGCCUUUUCCCCAGAUCCUCUUCCUACACUGGGCCGCCAUAUCCUCCAACCAGCUCUACCACACUGCUUGCGUCCUUCUCCUCGGUUCCACGCCACGCCCCUCGAAUCUGAAGCUCGGCAUUAGCGGCUCGGCCGUAUGGCAUGCCAAGCACAUCUGUGGCAUCUCCCUCGCGAACCCGCACCAGGGCUGCUUGAACAAUGCAAUUCAGCCUUUGUGGGUGGCAGGGCGUCUUCUGAGCCACAAGUCCGAGCAUGCCCUUCUCGUCCAGCUGAUUCGGAGCAUCGAGGCCAUGACGGGAUGGGGUACAUGCUGGCGGAUUGACGACCUGGAGUCGGCAUGGGGCUACAAAGUCCGCGGCAAAAGUUCGCGCAUGACCAACCUCACGGUCUGA